Musa acuminata subsp. malaccensis (wild Malaysian banana) is the source of this 1667-nucleotide messenger RNA. RefSeq names its product ethylene-responsive transcription factor ERF118-like. Lineage: Eukaryota; Viridiplantae; Streptophyta; Magnoliopsida; Zingiberales; Musaceae. Gene Ontology annotation, biological process: regulation of DNA-templated transcription. Gene Ontology annotation, molecular function: DNA-binding transcription factor activity; DNA binding. The record is from RefSeq and is a predicted model, not a curated record.
AAGAAUGGGUAAUAACCGACUCGGAAAAACAGAGGUUGAUGUCAUGUACUGUCACCGCAUGCCCUCAUGCCAGCCAUGACCCAUGACAUCCACGCUCCGUCUGCGCCUCGUACCCGCUCAUCUACCUGCCAUACGACUGCCGCACCAGUGCCCAUGUGCGACCGACUUCCAAUCAAAAGGGAGGUAUCGAAGCGCGUAGCCCAUGGAGAGUAAGAGAUUCCUUUUUUACUAAUAUUCAUGUAUAAUAAGCUCGCCCCCCGACCACGCCCAUCGCAGCAGCAGCAGCGGGAAAAAGUGGCCCCUUUAUAGCUCCGAGAAGGCAACUGAGAAGAAGAGAGACCUGACCAGUAGAUAUAUGUCGGUUGUCGCCGGUCGGCUGUUGUUGUUGUUGUUGUUGUUCUGCUUCCUCUUCGCAGCGAACGGAGCACGACCGGUUCUAAAGAGGUUUGACCCACUUCCUUCUCCUCCUCAUUGUUCUUCGUCAGUGUGCAUGAAACAGAGGCUGCUGCUCCUGGAUUCCAUGCGCUUCAAACACACCUGGGCUGGUUUUGGAUUCGGAGUGAAGUAUUUGGGUUUCCUGCACUUAGAUCGGCGUUUUGGCCUUGCCUUCACUUGACGCGUUCGGGUUGUGGUUCCGAGGAAGAGAAGAAAGAAGAAAGAUGGGUGCUUUGUGUGAAGGCCGGAUGAGGAGGAACAGGAAAACGAAGAAACUGGAUCAGUUGGACUCGUCCGGUUCGAAUCCGACGAAGAAAUCGGAGGGGUCGGCUUCUUUCGAGCCCGAUUUAUGGAAGAAGACGAACGGUCGGAUUGAGGCGGUGAGAAAGGUUCGUGUCUUCUUCGCCGACCCCGAGGCCACCGAUUCCUCCGGCGAAGACGAGGAUGAGAAACUUGGGACCAGACCCAAGAAGAGGAAGCGAGUUUUGUACGAGAUCGCUUUGGUCCCUGCACCUAAAAUCCUAAAACCCCCCAUCACAUCACACCUGAAGGCGCCGCCGAAAUCGGUGACCUCCUGCAACCCCGCUGCUACCGAGACGCAGAAGGGUGUGCGGCAGCGGCGGUGGGGGAAGUGGGCGGCGGAGAUCAGGGACCCCAUCCGUGGCGUCCGGCUCUGGCUCGGCACCUACGCCACCGUCGAGGCGGCAGCCGAGGCUUACCGAACCGCCGCGUGUCGGAUCGAGGAGGAGAAACGUGGCUUGCUACACCAACUCUGGGACACUUGGGACGACGGCGCCUCGGCCGCGAGUUCCGUCUCGUCGUCCUGCGUGUCAGCGCCGGCGCCGCCCUCUCCGUCCUCCGUGCUCGAUGUUUCAUUAUCCGCCAAGGGGAAGGCGGUGGCGGCAGCGGAUUGGCUGGGGGAGCCGGUGGUGCCGGAGAUGGAGUUUGGGCUGGACGAGGAGCCCUUUUUGGUGGGCGAACUCGGCGAGGACUUGAUCGGGCUAGGUGAUUUGCCGCUGUGGGAGCAGCAGUUGGACGGUGGCGAUUUCUCCUUCCUCGAUUCGUAGUCCAUCCGACGCCUUUCGUUAUUUCCAGCUUCGAAAUGUGGUGUUUUCUAUUUCGUUAAAAUGUAAAUGUGUUGGAAAAAAAAUCCAAUAUAUGUCCUAUUAUUAUAUAUAAACCACUGUUAUAUGUUUCCGAGUUAUAUGCAUGUCGUACAUCAUAUCAUCCUA